AUGAUGGAAACCUCUUCGCCGCUGGGUGCUAUGCACCAGCUGCACAACCUCCACUAUGGCUGCAAAAUAGAGGGCCCGGGUGCUUUCGUCUCGAGGUUGCAUUCCACCUCGACCUUUGGUCCCGAAGCCUUCAAUUUCCGAGAUCUAGCCAUGAAGAGAUCGACCAAUAUGGACUACUUCAACAUGCCUAAGCCUGUACGAGGUUCUUCACCCACAGCCAGCCUUGCUGCCGAUCUUUCGCAGAACAUGCACAUCGACCAGAGUCCGGACGUCCCUCCGACUCCACGUCGUGCAUUGUUCGCCGGCAACAUCUUUCAAGCUCGCGAUAAGUGUUUCGCCACGACCCCUCCUGUCGCCUCUUCACCCGGCAUUGUUGAUGGUAUGGACAUGGACAUGUCUCCUCUACCCCACAAGGUCCCGUACGGAACAUUAGACAUCCAGUUGCAGUUGCAAUCACCUACGCCGGAUGAAAGCCCGACCGAGUCAUCGAUGCUCUCUCCACCCACAUCGGCGCCUCUGUCAUCGGAGCUUCUCUCCCCUUUGAUGAUGGAGAAGAAGAAGCCGACGCCCCGCCGGCCAUCAUUGACACGUACGAAGGGCCUGAGUACUGGAUCCAUUCCCCAGGCGCCUAACCCAGAGUGCCAGCUGCCGCCCUUCAGAUUUGGCAACUACCAAGCAACAAAGUCCAGCUUAACCUUGGAGCAGAUCUGGGAGUCCUCGCCUCCACAAAAGCCUUCUCCAGUCCAGUCUCUGAUGCGUCCGCGACAGUCCUUCCUCGGAGCUCGUGGCGGCGGCUCACCUCUCGCCGCUCAUACGCGAAAGGUCUCGACAUCUAAUCCUAUCCAGAGACCUCGAAAGCUCACUCGACGCUCAUUGAGCAUGUUCGAGAAUCCAGGUGAUGUCAUGAAGCAAGACCAAGAGACUGAGCCAUCACUACCACCUAUUGUGGACAUUGAGUCGCAACAUCACGUUCUGCAGCUACCACAUUUCCAAUCUGACCAAGCUGGUGAUCUUCCCCGGAUAACCAAAGACACCAUGAUAGACGUGUUGGACGGUCGCUACAACCACAUGUACGAGAAGCGGGUGAUCAUAGAUUGUCGUUUCGAGUACGAGUACCAUGGAGGCCAUAUCGAUGGUGCCGUCAACUUCAACGAUCGAGAAAAGCUGGCCACCCAACUCCUUGACGUGGAGCCUACUUCCAAUGCCUUGCUCAUCUUCCAUUGCGAGUACUCAGCUCAUCGUGCUCCUCUCACUGCCAAGUUCAUUCGGAAUAGAGAUCGUACAGUCAACGCUGAUCGCUAUCCAGCUUUGACAUAUCCUGAAGUCUAUAUCCUUGACGGAGGCUACAGCUCUUUUUUCAAAGAUCAUCAGUCACGAUGUUUCCCUCAGAACUACGUUGAGAUGGAUGCAAAGGAGCAUGAGCUGGCUUGCGAGCGGGGUUUGGGCAAGGUCAAGCAGCGAGCUAAGCUGAUGCGCGCUCAGACUUUUGCAUUUGGCCAACAUUCACCGUCAGUCGACUCAAGUCCCACGGCUAUGGGUCGCAGUCGCAUUGACUCAGACGAUAUGGACAUAAGUCUCGACUACACCCCGGCACCAGCAGGUCGCCCUACACUUGAUCAUCUGCGCCGUGGUGGCACUUUACGACAGGCCUCCUACUAG
Messenger RNA from Cyphellophora europaea CBS 101466, 1659 nucleotides. RefSeq lists its product as uncharacterized. Gene Ontology annotation, cellular component: cytoplasm; nucleus. Gene Ontology annotation, molecular function: protein tyrosine phosphatase activity. The transcript is spliced from 3 exons. Lineage: Eukaryota; Fungi; Ascomycota; Eurotiomycetes; Chaetothyriales; Cyphellophoraceae. Gene Ontology annotation, biological process: positive regulation of G2/M transition of mitotic cell cycle; protein dephosphorylation; G2/M transition of mitotic cell cycle. The record is from RefSeq and is a predicted model, not a curated record. Bases 1 to 1659 code for a protein of 552 amino acids.